GAAGCAAAUAACAAUAUUUUCCCGAACUAUCCGUUUCUGGCGGGUUAGGUUUCCUUCGGGCAUGGGUGGAAGGAGAGGUUUGUGGCGCUUCACCGAAAGAAUAGAGAGACGGCGUCCACGCUUCAGAUACCCUAAAAAAGGGAGAAAUAAUCGUAUUAAAUAAUGAUUCACUUUAGUCCUUCAUUAAUUCAUCUGAAAGAGAGAGAGAUAUAGAGAGAGAGAGAGAGAAAGAGAGAGGAGGCUGGAGGAGGAUAUGAUCAUCUGAGCAAUUUGGAGAUCUGUUAGUUUGUUGUUCAUCUCUGCAUCAUCUUAUAGAGCAUUGUUCCUUUUGUCAUCUUUUAUCAUGAGCUCAGCAGUCUCCACUUCUAGAGGAAUACAUCUGCCAUCGAAUUUUGGUUCUUUGGGGUCACAAAAUCCACAAACACCAUCAACUUCUUUGGGGCAACUUGAAAUGGAUCCACAUGAAGCUGAGGAAAUUGAGCUACUAUCAGUAUCUUGGAACCAAGAUUAUGGGUGUUUUGCUGCUGGCACAAGCCAUGGCUUUCGAAUUUACAACUGUGAGCCAUUUAAGGAAACUUUUAGAAGGGAUCUGAAAAGUGGUGGCUUUGGAAUAGUGGAAAUGCUUUUUAGAUGCAAUAUUUUGGCUCUUGUUGGCGGUGGUGCGAACUCGCAAUAUCCGCCCAACAAAGUUCUAAUAUGGGAUGAUCAUCAGGGUCGUUGCAUUGGUGAAUUUGCCUUCAGAUCUGAUGUUCGUGGUGUAAGAUUGAGACGAGAUCGCAUUGUAGUGGUUCUUGAACAUAAGAUAUAUGUGUAUAACUUGACCGAUUUGAAACUUCUCCACCAAAUAGAGACAUUAGCCAAUCCAAAGGGACUUUGCUGUCUUUCACACCAUUCAAGUACCUCUGUUUUGGCAUGCCCAGGUCUACACCAAGGACAAGUUCGGGUUGAACACUUUGGUCUAAAGAUGACAAAGUUCAUCAAUGCGCAUGAUUCACAUAUUUCUUGUUUCAGCUUGACUUUGGAUGGCUUCCUUCUUGCAACUACAAGUGUGAAAGGGACAUUGGUGAGGAUUUUUAACACAAUGGAUGGAACACGCUUACAAGAGGUGAGAAGGGGUGCAGAUAGAGCAGAAAUAUACAGUAUUGCUCUCUCUCCAAAUGUGCAAUGGUUGGCAAUAUCUAGUGACAAGGGCACUGUGCAUAUAUUCAACCUUAGGGUUCGAGUGGUAGGAGAAGAUGCACCUAUUCUACCUUCAGGUCAAGGACCUGCUUUGCUGCAUCAAAACUCUGCAACUUCACUUGAUGCAUUGAUAUCUCCAAAUACUGGCGCUAACCCAAGCUCUUCGUUAUCAUUUAUGAAAGGGGUUUUACCCAAGUAUUUCAGUUCCGAGUGGUCAUUUGCUCAAUUUCGCUUGCCAGAAGUUACACGAUAUUUUGCAGCAUUUGGGUCUGAAAACACCGUAAUGAUUGUUGGUAUGGAUGGCAGUUUCUACAGGUGCAGUUUUGAUCCUGUGCUUGGUGGACAAAUGACGCAGCAGGAGUAUGUUCGAUUCCUCAAAUCGGAAAGCCACCAGCCAAGAUCAGCCAGCCAACUCGCGAGCUAAUUUGCUAAACCAGCAUUUUACAACAAAUAUUGUGGAACCAGAGUAAUUUUUCCUUAAGAUGCAUAUAUUUUAUACAGAGAGUUUGUCUAUCCUGUAAAUUAAUCUCUAAUUAAGGCUUCAUUUGGGACUGUUUUCUUAAUGUUUUUUAAAGCAAUUUUUUAAUACAAAAAUUUUUAUACUAAAAAAAUUGCUUUAAAAAAGGGUAAAAAAUUCAUCCCAAAUGAACCUGAAACUGUAUGGAAUUGAUAUCGUGAUUACCCUUGUAUAAACUCAGGGCUAAUGCUCUGAUGUUCUUGCAAUUUAUUGUUGAGGUUUUUAUUUGGUGCUGGAAGCUCAGGCUUGGCUAA
Molecule: messenger RNA, 1950 nt
Organism: Dendrobium catenatum
Lineage: Eukaryota; Viridiplantae; Streptophyta; Magnoliopsida; Asparagales; Orchidaceae
Product: autophagy-related protein 18c-like
Exons: 5
Coding region: 344-1603 (419 amino acids)
Biological process (GO): protein lipidation; nucleophagy; protein localization to phagophore assembly site
Cellular component (GO): cytosol; extrinsic component of membrane; phagophore assembly site membrane
Molecular function (GO): phosphatidylinositol-3-phosphate binding; phosphatidylinositol-3,5-bisphosphate binding; protein binding
Source: RefSeq, a predicted model, not a curated record